Messenger RNA from Chrysoperla carnea, 2558 nucleotides. RefSeq names its product transducin beta-like protein 2. The record is from RefSeq and is a predicted model, not a curated record. The coding region runs from base 398 to 2230 and encodes 610 amino acids. The transcript is spliced from 3 exons. Gene Ontology annotation, biological process: endoplasmic reticulum unfolded protein response. Lineage: Eukaryota; Metazoa; Arthropoda; Insecta; Neuroptera; Chrysopidae. Gene Ontology annotation, cellular component: endoplasmic reticulum; nucleus. Gene Ontology annotation, molecular function: nucleic acid binding; protein binding; exonuclease activity.
CUUAAUAAUGUACAAGCAAAUCAAUUUAAAAAAUUAUUGUACGAAGAAUAUGAAUAAAAAUAUAUUACAAGUUGAAAUAAAAUUCAUAAAAAGCGCCUUUAUAUUAUUCGAUACCGAUUGGAUGUUAAAAAAUCAUAUGAACCAAUAGUAAGUUGGAUUUAAGAGGAGUGUGUCCAAUGCAAUGCAUUACAGUGGACAUUGAACCAUAUUAACAGCAGCAAGCUGAGUUCGUCGGUGUGUGAAUCACAGCCAGUUAUCUCCGGCCCGCUUACAAAAAUACCUCGUGGUUUUAUAUAAAAAUUUUUAUAAGAACUUAAAAAAAUCAAAUUUUCUACUCCGAAAUAUUAAAAAAAAGUGUGUGUGUGUGUUUAGUUUUAUUUCGAAUUCGUCUUAGAACAUGUCGUUUUUUUCGUUAGUGGAUAAUCCAUUAGUUAAUAUAUGGAUAACGAUUAUUUUUUGUACAACGAUAUUACUUUUAUUUGUUGUUAAACGGCUUUUAAUUAAAGCAAAUAAUAAUUCAAAACAAAAAUCAAAAACAACGUCGAAAGUUAAAAAUCAAACUCAAACGCAAGGACAACGUAAAGAAGCGAAAGUAAAAGAUACGACAACUAAAACUAAGAAAAAAUUAACGGAUAAUCAACGUUUUCGUGCCGAUAAGCAAGCAUUUUCACAUUCUUGGCUUUUAACCUCAUUUAAAGGACACACUGGUGAAAUACUUGAUAUAGAUUUCUCGAGUAACGGCAAAUAUCUUGCAUCUUGCAGUGAAGACGCACUGGACCCGGGCGGAGAAGCAGCCACAAGCAGUGGCAGUGAAUCAUCAAUCACCAAAGAUCAACCAGACCUGACCACAACUGCCAACAAUCGUAAAACACAAGCCAAACGAAAAAAUCGGCGCAAAAAUCGACGGACAAAGACAUCAGACGAUACAACAUCCAGUAGUGGAUCAUCCCCGGAACUACGUAAGAAAAAAAUGUCGAAGAAGAGGGUCACAGACGACGUGAGUCCUGCAAAAAUGGUGCUCUAUCCUCCGUUACGGAAUCAUACCAAGUUAAAUAUAAGUGAAUCGCAAUUAUUUCAUUUUCUACGGAAUUAUCUACUUACCCCCGAACAUUUAUUAAGUUUGGGAUAUCCGGUCGAAAGUGGCACAUACCCUGGACGUGCAAUGGUUUACAAGAACCCUUCGAUCAAUCCUCAAACACGUUUAAUUUCAUCACGUUUUGAUGUGAACGCUCGAGAAUUUGUGCCCGGUUCAGGUUUUAUGAUUGUGAAUAAAUCCGAUAACUUACCAUCUCGGACUUUAAUAAAAUGUAGUGAUCAAGAGUGUGACGAAGAUUCUGGACAGGGUUCGGGAACUUCCAGUCCAAACAGUGAAAGUAGUGAUGAAAUUAUAACGGACCGAGUGACCGAAGAACGGAAAUGUGUGCGAUGUGGUCGGGAUUUUUUUAUUGGUCCAAAUGGGGAUUAUUUAACACAAGAACAUUGUAAUUAUCAUUGGGGAAAGUUACAUCGAACCCACGCGCCAAGAGUUGGAAUUAAAUCGGAAUAUACUUGCUGUAAAGGGGAUUGUGAUUCGAUAGGAUGUUCCACCGGGAAAUAUCAUGUAUGGAAUGGUGUUAGCAACGGGAUAAACGGUCCAUUGGAUGGUUAUGUGAAGACACGACUAAAACGAAGUGUUCCAAAAGAUGAAAAUUAUGGUGUUUACGCGCUUGAUUGUGAAAUGUGUUACACAUCGGAAGGACUUGAAUUAACCAAAGUCACAGUGGUCACAACCGAUGGACGAUUAGUUUACGAUUGUUUUGUGAAACCCGACAAUGAAAUUAUCGAUUAUAACACCCGUUUUUCGGGUAUAACCGCAAAAGAUUUAUGUAAAAAAUCAUAUAAUACAGUGAAAACGUUAAAAGAUGUGCAAAGUGAUUUAACCGGAUUUAUAAAUGCGGAUACAAUUUUAAUCGGUCACGGUUUAGAGAAUGAUUUACGUGCGUUACGUAUCAUACAUAGUACGGUUAUUGAUACAGCAGUGACAUUCCCACAUUAUUAUGGAUUACCGUUUAAAAGGUCAUUGAAAUCAUUGACGAGUUGUUUUUUAAAACGGGAUAUUCAAUGUGCGGGCGUUGCAGGACAUAACAGUGUUGAUGAUGCACGUGCAUGCAUGGAAUUAAUGUUAUGGCGUGUACGGAAAGAUUUUCGAAUACAAUUACAAGAGUUACAGCAUCUUCAUGGUCAUCAUUGAGUGUCCUGCAUCAUUCUCGCGAAAAGAGACUUCUUCAUUUGUUUUUUUAUAAUUUCUCAUUAACUUAUUUAUUUUCAUUUUUUUUUUCGUUAUACCUCGCAAACUAAAAAAAAUGGUGUUUUCUCUGUGUAUAAAUCGAAUUUUCUUCGCUAGUUUUUUAAGUGGUGUGUAAGUGUUUAGAGAAGAGUCCUCAUUUUAUAAACUCGGCAGUGGCAGUAUGAGUAUUCGUACCCCCCAUUUUGUGAAGGAAGGUAAUUUAGGGAAGAAAGGAAUUCUUUUUCGAAAUUCCCUAAAUUCGUAACUAAACAAUUUUUGAUAAAACAAGGAA